CCCCGCCACGGCAGCCUCCUCCGGGCACGGGCCACUGCACACCAUGGCCACCGGGUGGACAGGGGCCGGCGCCGCCGUGCGCGCCCGCCUGGCGCUGGCCUUGGCGCUGGCUAGCGUCCUGAGCGGGCCCCCAGCCGCCGCCUGCCCCACCAAGUGUACCUGCUCCGCCGCCAGCGUGGACUGCCACGGGCUGGGCCUCCGGGCGGUUCCCCGGGGCAUACCCCGCAACGCCGAGCGCCUUGACAUGGACAGAAAUAAUAUUACCAGGAUUACCAAGAUGGACUUCGCUGGACUCAAGAACCUCCGGGUCUUGCAUCUGGAAGACAACCAGGUCAGCGUCAUCGAGAGGGGCGCCUUCCAGGAUCUGAAGCAGCUGGAGCGAUUGCGCCUGAACAAGAAUAAGCUCCAGGUCCUUCCAGAAUUGCUUUUCCAGAGUACACCAAAGCUCACCAGACUAGAUCUGAGCGAAAACCAGAUCCUGGGGAUCCCAAGGAAGGCAUUCCGUGGCAUCACCAAUGUGAAGAACUUGCAACUGGACAACAACCACAUCAGCUGCAUUGAAGAUGGAGCCUUCCGAGCGCUGCGCGAUUUGGAGAUCCUCACCCUCAACAAUAACAACAUUAGCCGCAUCCUGGUCACUAGCUUCAACCACAUGCCGAAGAUUCGAACGCUGCGCCUCCACUCCAACCACCUGUACUGUGACUGCCACCUUGCCUGGCUCUCAGAUUGGCUGCGACAGCGACGGACAAUUGGCCAGUUCACACUCUGUAUGGCUCCCGUGCACCUGAGGGGCUUCAAUGUGGCAGAUGUGCAGAAGAAGGAGUACAUAUGCCCAGGCCCUCACUCAGAACCUCCAUCCUGCAAUGCCAACUCCAUCUCCUGCCCCUCAGCCUGCACUUGCAGUAAUAACGUCGUGGACUGUCGAGGGAAAGGCUUGACGGAGAUUCCCGCCAACUUGCCAGAGGGCAUCGUGGAAAUACGCCUGGAACAGAACUCCAUCAAAUCCAUCCCUGCUGGAGCCUUCACCCAGUACAAGAAACUGAAGCGAAUAGACAUCAGCAAGAAUCAGAUAUCGGACAUUGCUCCAGAUGCCUUCCAGGGCCUGAAAUCACUCACGUCGCUGGUGCUGUAUGGAAACAAGAUCACCGAGAUUGCCAAGGGACUGUUUGAUGGGCUGGUGUCCCUACAGCUGCUCCUCCUCAAUGCCAACAAGAUCAACUGCCUGCGGGUGAACACGUUUCAGGACCUGCAGAACCUCAAUCUGCUCUCCCUGUACGACAACAAGCUGCAGACCAUCAGCAAGGGACUCUUUGCUCCCCUGCAGGCCAUCCAGACCCUCCACUUAGCCCAAAACCCGUUUGUGUGCGACUGUCACUUGAAGUGGCUGGCCGACUACCUGCAGGACAACCCCAUCGAGACGAGCGGGGCCCGCUGCAGCAGCCCGCGCCGGCUGGCCAACAAACGCAUCAGCCAGAUCAAGAGCAAGAAGUUCCGCUGCUCAGGCUCAGAGGAUUACCGCAGCAGGUUCAGCAGUGAGUGCUUCAUGGACCUUGUGUGCCCCGAGAAGUGCCGCUGUGAGGGCACCAUUGUGGACUGCUCCAAUCAGAAGCUGGCCCGCAUCCCAAGCCACCUCCCCGAAUACGUCACUGAUCUGCGACUGAACGACAAUGACAUAUCUGUCCUAGAGGCCACUGGUAUCUUCAAGAAGUUGCCCAACCUGCGGAAAAUAAACCUGAGUAACAACAAGAUCAAGGAGGUCAGAGAGGGUGCCUUUGAUGGAGCAGCAAGUGUGCAGGAGCUGAUGCUGACCGGGAACCAGCUGGAAACGGUGCACGGGCGCAUGUUCCGUGGUCUCAGCACCCUCAAGACCCUGAUGCUAAGGAGUAACCUGAUCAACUGUGUGAGCAAUGACACCUUUGCUGGCCUGAGUUCAGUGAGGCUGCUGUCCCUCUAUGACAAUCGGAUCACCACCAUCACCCCUGGAGCCUUCACCACACUCGUCUCCCUCUCUACCAUAAACCUCCUGUCCAACCCCUUCAACUGCAACUGCCACCUGGCCUGGCUCGGCAAGUGGCUGAGGAAGAGGCGGAUCGUAAGCGGGAACCCCCGGUGCCAAAAGCCUUUCUUCCUCAAGGAGAUACCCAUCCAGGAUGUGGCCAUCCAGGACUUCACCUGUGAAGGCAACGACGAGAGUAGCUGCCGGCUGGGGCCGCUCUGCCCGGAGCAGUGCACCUGCGUGGAGACGGUGGUACGGUGCAGCAACAGGGGGCUGCACGCCCUCCCCAAAGGCAUUCCCAAGGACGUGACCGAACUGUACCUGGAAGGAAACCACUUAACAGCCGUGCCCAGAGAGCUGUCUGCCCUCCCACAUCUGACACUUAUUGACCUGAGCAACAACAGCAUUGGUGUGCUGACCAAUUACACCUUCAGUAACAUGUCUCACCUGUCCACCCUGAAAAGUACGUACCACUAUUAUGCCUAUCCUCCAGAUGAGGAAACAGAGGCUGAGUCACUUUGCCAAAGUGACAUAACCACUACAGCCAGUCUGAUCCAGGAUCCCUUAGCCCUCAGGAGUGACCUAGCCCUCUCAGAAGAGGCUUUACCCACCCCAACCUUCAUCUGGGGGUUAACCUCUGACCUGUGUUUCUGCUUCAGAACCCUCCAUGGCAACGACAUUUCCAGUGUUCCCGAAGGCUCCUUCCGUGACCUGACAUCUCUUUCCCAUCUGGCUCUGGGAACCAAUCCACUCCACUGUGACUGCAGUCUGCGCUGGCUGUCAGAGUGGGUGAAGGCCGGGUACAAGGAGCCUGGCAUCGCCCGCUGCAGUAGCCCCGAGCCCAUGGCGGACAGACUCCUGCUCACCACCCCCACCCACCGAUUCCAGUGCAAAGGGCCAGUGGACAUCAAUAUCAUGGCCAAGUGCAAUGCCUGUCUCUCAGACCCAUGCAAGAACAAUGGGACGUGCAGCCAGGAUCCCGUGGAGCUAUACCACUGCACCUGCCCCUAUGGCUACAAGGGCAAAGACUGCGCUGUGCCCAUCAACGCCUGCAUCCAGAGCCCCUGUCAGCACGGAGGCACCUGCCACCUGAGCGAAAGCCACAAGGACGGAUUCAGCUGCUCCUGCCCUCUGGGCUUCGAGGGACAGCGGUGUGAGAUCAAUCCAGAUGAUUGUGAGGACAACGACUGUGAGAACAAUGCCACCUGUGUGGACGGGGUCAACAACUACGUGUGCGUCUGUCCUCCUAACUACACAGGUGAGCUGUGCGACGAGGUGAUUGACCACUGCGUGCCCGGGAUGAACCUCUGUCAGCAUGAGGCCAAAUGCAUCUCCCUGGACAAAGGAUUCAGGUGUGACUGUCUCCCUGGCUACAGUGGGAAGCUCUGCGAGGUGGACAAUGAUGACUGCGUGAACCACAGGUGCCGCCACGGGGCCCCGUGCGUGGAUGGAGUCAAUGGCUACACAUGCAUCUGCCCCCAGGGCUUCAGCGGGCUCCUCUGUGAGCACCCCCCGCCCAUGGUCCUGCUUCAGACCAGUCCCUGUGACCAGUAUGAAUGCCAGAACGGGGCCCAGUGCAUCGUGGUGCAGCAGGAGCCCACCUGUCGCUGCCCCCCAGGCUUCGCCGGGCCGAGGUGCGAGAAGCUCAUCACCGUCAACUUUGUGGGCAAAGACUCCUACGUGGAACUAGCCUCCGCCAAGGUCCGGCCCCAGGCCAACAUCUCCCUGCAGGUGGCCACUGACAAGGACAACGGCAUCCUUCUGUACAAGGGGGACAAUGACCCCCUCGCGCUGGAGCUGUACCAGGGCCACGUGAGGCUCGUCUAUGACAGUCUGAGCUCCCCGCCCACCACGGUGUACAGUGUAGAGACAGUGAAUGAUGGACAGUUUCACAGUGUGGAGCUGGUGAUGCUAAAUCAGAGCUUGAACUUGGUCGUGGAUAAAGGAGCCCCUAAGAGCCUGGGAAAGCUCCAGAAGCAGCCAGCAGUAGGCAUCAACAGCCCCCUCUACCUCGGAGGCAUCCCCACCUCCACGGGCCUCUCAGCCCUGCGCCAGGGCACAGACCGGCCGCUGGGCGGCUUCCACGGCUGCAUCCACGAGGUGCGCAUCAACAACGAGCUGCAAGACUUCAAGGCCCUCCCGCCGCAGUCCCUGGGGGUCUCGCCAGGCUGCAAGUCCUGCACUGUGUGCAAGCACGGCCUGUGCCGCUCUGUGGAGAAGGACAGCGUCGUGUGUGAGUGCCACCCGGGCUGGACCGGCCCGCUGUGUGACCAGGAGGUCCAGGAUCCCUGCCUGGGCCACAGCUGCUACCAUGGGAAAUGCGUAGGGCACUUCCCAGAGCCACGCCCUCAGGCCUUCUGCUCCCGCAUAGCACCCACCUCAGUUUAUCAUUACAAAAGUUCAAAUGGUCUUCACACCACAAGUGUUCCCACACAGCCUACCCAGGAACUGGCCCUGGCCUGCCGUCCGUGCCCCCAGUGCCCUGUGACCUUACCUCUUCUGCCCUCUGCAGAGAGCCUGUGCCUGGGGGAGAUGGUCCGAGAGGUGAUCCGCCGCCAGAAAGGCUAUGCGUCCUGCGCCACGGCCUCCAAAGUGCCAGUGAUGGAGUGUCGCGGGGGCUGCGGGCCGCAGUGCUGCCGGCCCACCCGCAGCAAGCGGCGGAAAUACGUCUUCCAGUGCACCGACGGCUCCUCGUUCGUGGAGGAGGUGGAGAGACACUUGGAGUGUGGCUGCCGCGCGUGUUCCUAAGGCCCUCCCCACCCCCUGCCCCCCACCUCUCAGACUCCAGCUUCGUGGGGCUUCGACAGCCACAUGGGACGCUUGGAGACUCAAGGUGAAGUGGACGCUGGAGAGGAAGAAGAGAAUAUUAAGUAUAUUGUAAAAUAAACAAAAAAUAGAACUUAUUUUUAUUAUGGAAAGUGACUAUUUUCAUCUUUUAUUAUAUAAAUAUAUCACACCAUCUGAGUAUAUGUACCAUAUAGUGAGUUAUUUUUACCAAGUCUUGUGUAUUUGUCGUGUUUUUAUAAACAGCUGUUAAAAAUUUUAAGGAAAAAAAGACUAAUAAAAAUGUUUUAAAACAAAAGGAUAAGAAUAAAGAAGUGAUAGCCUGUCCCAGGAGGAAGAAGGAAACAGUAUCACGUGGGCAGAAAUACCAAGACCUGCUUACUAAGCUCAGGAAAAGGACUAAGAGGAAGAGAAGGAAAAGAUUUUUCUUUGUUUCUUCUUAUCUUUGAUGACUGUUUUGUCUUUCCUCAAAGCACCCAGCGUUUAAGUCCUGGUUGCCCAGGCCCAUCCUUCCAGGACAAGCUUCUGCACCCCGGCUGCCUUCUGCUUGUGGUCAGUGCCCCUGCCUGCCCCAGGCCACCAGCGGGGUCUGAGCCCCUUCUCCCUCCUGGCCAGCCCUGGCUUCGGCCACAGGCUUCCAUCUGAGCCUGUCUUGCCAAAUUUUAAAACACCUCCUCUUUUCCUGACCCUCUCCGGGUGAGUUAAGGGAAGAAGGGGUAUGGCCGUCCUUCCUCAGGCCCCAGCCACUGGCCAAUCCUUUGGAAAGUUGUGCACCAUCCUCUUCCCUCCGGUUUCCCAUGAAUUUCAUAUUAGAAUGCAGCACUGGGAGAGCAGGCAGCCAGGAGACCAGCAUGCCCUCAGCCCUGGUAGGAGGCCGACUCUGGGAAGUUCUUGGGGGACCUUCCUGUGGGACAGACAAGCCUCUGCCACCAGGUCCUCCAGACCACCAUCAUAUGGAUGACAAGUCCUUGCCCAUCUGUGACACUUCCCAACACAUAUCCAUACCUCACCGUAUUUUAUCCAUAAGGACCAAGCCGUACAGCCCCAUUUCACAGACAAGGAAACUGAAGCCUCCCUCAAACUCUGGAUCUUGUCUUAAGCCAUAUAUCUGAUAAGUAGAAGAGCCAGCGUUAAGAUUCUAGAUUCCUUCUCCAGAAUGGUGUAAAGAGAUUCAGGUAGUUUAAGUUCAUCAGACAAGCUGUACCAGGAAAAGAAAGUAGAUGUUCUUUACUGCUAUUUAUCCUGUUCAUGUUCAUUCCUCGUACUGUUCCCCCAGUGUCCACAAAGGUUCUAAACAGAGUUCAAGGAGAACAAAGGCAGCCCACCUGAUGGAGACUUACCCUGGUCUCUCUCCACUCAGUCUAAUGCAGACAGCUCCAGGCCUCAGCUCCUUCUCACUCAUUCCUCCUCCUCCCUGCAAGCCUCCCUUGCAGAAGUGUCAGGGAGGAGGGUGUGGGCCUCAGACGCCCUUCUAGCAUAGAGUGUCCCCCGUGGAGCCUAGUGGGUCUGUGAGGACCAUCCAUAGGCCAAAGUCUCCAAGAAUGAGGAGGGAGAAAAAAAAAAAAAGGAUGGAAGAGCACAAGGCAAGUGGCAAAUAAGGAAGGAAGGAAAAAGAGAAAGAAGGGGUGGGGAGGGAAGAGAGAGGGAGAGAUAUGCAUACUUACAUUAUGUUCCAGGUACUUGGUGUACCUUAUGGUGGAUUUGUUUCAAAUACUACUAGAUUCAUUUAGUACUUACCACAUUAUACAUCAGAUACCAUUCUAAUUUAUAUAUAUAUUAUAUAUAUACAUAAAUAUAUAUAUAAUGAUAUUCACUUAAUUCUCAAAACAACCCUGCAGCAAAGACAUUUACUAACCCAUUUUCCAGUUGAGUAAGUUGAGACACAGAGAAGUUCAGAAACUUGCACAAGAGCAGGCACCUUAUAAAUUGUAGAGCCAGGAUUUGGGCACAAGUAGCCUAACUCCAGAACUCACUCCUCAUGGGAAAGAAACCUCUGCCUUUAAGAAUCCUACCAUCCAGGGCAAAAACAAUCAUGGGACAACUGCUUUAUUAUAGGAGUUCCCCAAUGGCAAUAUAAACCAGGGAAGUGGCUGUCCAGAGUAGGAAAUCUCCAGUCCUGGAUCUGUAAGGAUGAGCAGGCGUUUGCCAGGAAGGUGAGAAAGGGAAGGCCAGGCCUGUUAAAAAGCAGUGAAACAGGAAAAGACCCACUAUGCCAGGGGAACACUCAGCGGUCCAAGGGGGCAGAAGGGUGGGGUGCACACUGGGGAGUACGAGUCAGUGGGGAAGACAAGAAGGCAGUGGUUCAACCACUGAGAGCUGUAUGUGGCGGGCUAGAACGCAGGGGCGCAGUGGGGUUUUUGAGCAGGGGGGGAAGCAAGACGUGCUCUGUUUUAAGAAGAGAACCGGGGGACACCCAGAACGGCUUGGGGGCUCCCGGUUCAGUUUGCUGUGGCUGAACAGUGCUGAUUUCCAGGUGGGGCCCCAAACUUUCGGGCUCAAAAGUUCUGUACUGAGAUCUACCCAACACCCUGCCCUACCCCUCACCCUAUGCCGACAGCCCACCCCACCCAGGCAGAUAAACCCUUAGCUUAUCCUACCACCAACGCUCCUAACUGGCCUCUCUCCAUAUUGACAUGAAGCCUACCAAGCCUGCCAUCUUGGGAGCCCUGCCCCAGGGUCCCUGACUUUCUGGGAGGACUCUCCAGGCUACCAGCUUUCCCUCUGGCUCCCCCAGUGAACCAAGGCCUGCCUCUGCCAAUUAUGCCCUGGGCCCAAUCCUGAAUCCGGCAGCAGUCAGCCAACACAGCCAAAAAGGACCAGGUUCUUAGUGUAGCUUGAGGGGGAUUUUGAGCCUUCCCCUCCAUUUUGGGAACCCUGACUUUAUGAAAUGCCUAAUGCAAGAUCAUUAAGAAAAUUCUCCCCAAAAGGAAGUUUUUCUAACAAAUAGAGAUUAAUACUCUUAUUUCAAUGGCUGAAUUCUAGAAAAAGUCCCACAGGGCAAAAAAAAGUUCAGUGAGGUAAUCUGCAUGCUUAAAGGUAUGGUUCAAUGUUUGUGUGUAGGUACGUGCACAUGUGAAAAGGGGGCUUGGGCUCUGUUUCCCCCUGAGCAGGAAUCAGGGAAAAAAAAAAAAAGGGAGAAUCCCUUUGACUCAACUAAGAGACCCUAAAAUGGCUGAUGAGAUGAUGUAUUUAAAAGUUCUUUGUAAAAUGUAAACUAAAAACCUUUAUGUAAGAUGUUAUGACUAUUGUUGUUGCUAUUAUUGACAUGCCAACAGGCGCGUGUAGAAGAUGCCUUUGCCUUUUCAAUUUCAGAAAGGAACCAGAGUCUGACACUUCAGAGAAGAGGACAAGGAAGAGAGGGACAAGGAAAGGGCAGGAGAUUUCCGAGGGCCAGAGAAAGAGGGAGAAAUCCCCCAGAAUGACCCUUAGGAACCCUGGAGCGGCCAGGAUGGGGCUGGAGCUAACCUUGCCUUCCACCACAUACAAAGCUACCAUCAGAUUGAACCCUAAGGCCCAGCAGGGGUUUUGACUUUGCUGGGAGAAGCCCCAAGCGUAAUGGGCCUGCCCCUCAAAACUCACAGGGUCUCAGUAUUAGAGCUGAAGGAACCUGAGAGAAUCCCUGAUGAGUGGUAAACCCAAGAAUCAGAGAAAUGGAAGGUCUAAACCAGAGACCAAGGUCACCUAACAAAUUAACACCAGAAGCAAGAAGAGACCCUGGUGUCCACCCAGGCCAUCAUUCUUCUUGCUGCUCCACCAUGGGCAUCCAGGAGGACUGAAAUUUGAGAAAGACCCUGUGAGGCCAGGAAAAUAUCCUCCUCCCUUCCCCGACCAUGCACUCAGAUGGCUGGGAAGCUGGGCCAUGGCCUGGUUUGGUGACACUUACCCAUAUGUUCCAGUCUGGAUUAGUGCCAAAGGAAAUGCUCUGGGAAAGUUGAUGAGAGAUGCCAGCUAGCCAGAACAAGCAAAGACAGAAUUGGGCAUUUGGCAAAGCUUAUUUCUCUAACUCAACAAUAGGUUCUAAGAGGAAAAGUUUUUAAGAUGUUUUUAAAAACAAUGUUAUAGUGCCACUUCACUGCUACGGGAUAAAUAAUGUACAUUUUUUUUUAUUCAAUAGACUGUCGUAUUCUGAUGUCAUUAAAAUAAAUGGAUGAGUCACAGGAGAGCUCUCAGAUGCUCUUGUGAAUACCAGAAGUUCAGGCCUA
Molecule: messenger RNA, 8982 nt
Organism: Suricata suricatta (meerkat)
Lineage: Eukaryota; Metazoa; Chordata; Mammalia; Carnivora; Herpestidae
Gene: SLIT3
Product: slit guidance ligand 3
Exons: 38
Coding region: 44-4744 (1566 amino acids)
Biological process (GO): negative chemotaxis; axon guidance
Molecular function (GO): heparin binding; Roundabout binding; calcium ion binding
Source: RefSeq, a predicted model, not a curated record